CCGACAGGUAACCUUAUAGUCAGACAUCGUCUGUGUCAUCAGCCUUUAUAUAAAUCCACACUGAGUGGGUAACACACAUUGAGAAGAGCUGUGGUUUAAACCAGCAAAAGGAGUGACUGCACAUCGGAUCAAUAUGUCUCUCACUGAUAUCCUCUCUGCUGAAGCCAUUGAAAAUGCUAUUAAGGACUGUGAAGCCCCGGACUCCUUCACUUACAAGAAAUUUUUCCAGCUAAUUGGCCUGACUAAGAAAAGUCCAGAGGAAGUCAGGGAAGUGUUCCGUCUCCUAGAUGACAACAACAGCGGAUUUAUAGAAGAGUCAGAGCUGAAGUUCUUCUUGCAGAGGUUUGUCCCAGGGGCACGGACAUUGACAGUGAACGAAACCAAGAACUUUAUGUCAGGUUCAGAUGGUAACAGCGAUGGCAAAAUUGGAGCAGAUGAAUUCCAGAACAUGGUCCUGUCUUAAAGGAAUGACCGAUUCUCAGUCCUCUACCAGCAGCCAUGCUGAAGUUUCAUCUGUCUCACUUCUUUUUACAUUUCCAAAGAUUUUUUCAAAGACCAACAUGCAGUCCCUUGUUUUUAUUUAGUUUGGGAAGGCAUGUUUGAUGGUUAAAUGUCUGUCA
Molecule: messenger RNA, 620 nt
Organism: Tachysurus vachellii
Lineage: Eukaryota; Metazoa; Chordata; Actinopteri; Siluriformes; Bagridae
Gene: pvalb9
Product: parvalbumin 9
Exons: 5
Coding region: 134-463 (109 amino acids)
Cellular component (GO): nucleus; cytoplasm
Molecular function (GO): calcium ion binding
Source: RefSeq, a predicted model, not a curated record